Cordyceps fumosorosea ARSEF 2679 is the source of this 678-nucleotide messenger RNA. RefSeq names its product Glutathione S-transferase. The transcript is spliced from 5 exons. The record is from RefSeq and is a predicted model, not a curated record. The coding region runs from base 1 to 678 and encodes 225 amino acids. Lineage: Eukaryota; Fungi; Ascomycota; Sordariomycetes; Hypocreales; Cordycipitaceae.
AUGUCUCUCAAACCAAUUACCGUUUACAACCACGGCAAGUUCAUGCCUCAGUUCAAUUCUCGACCAUCCUAUGGCCCCAACCCUAAGAAGGUCAACAUUAUUCUCGAGGAGCUCAGCGUUCCCUACAAGCUGAUUGUCAUUGAGAAUCCUAAGGAUGAGGAGUACCGCAAGAUUAACCCUAAUGGCCGUCUCCCCGCCAUCAUCGACCCUAACAACGAUAGCCUCACCCUGUGGGAGUCUGGCGCCAUUGCUGAGUACCUCGUCGAGACCUAUGACAAGGAGAACAAGAUUAAUGCCACCGCCGGCGCCGACAAGUGGCAUCUGAAGCAGUUCCUGCUCUUCCAAAUGUCCGGCCAGGGUCCGUACUACGGCCAGGGUGUCUGGUUCCAUAAGUCUCACGGCGAGGACGUCCCCUCUGCUAAGAAACGCUACCUCGAGCAGAUGGAGCGUGUCUGGAGCGUCCUGGACGACCUCCUCAAGGGCCAGGAGUAUCUCCUAGGCAGCAAGCUGACCUACGUCGACCUCUGCUUCGUUCCCUGGGAGUUCGUCGCACACAACUUCCUCGGCGAGGAGUUAAAGGCCGCGGGCUACAACGCCGAGAAGAAGUACCCCAACUACUGGGCCUGGUACCAGCGCCUGCUGGCCCGUCCUUCCGUUAAGAAGACCUACGGCCUGUAA